Molecule: messenger RNA, 2110 nt
Organism: Bufo bufo (common toad)
Lineage: Eukaryota; Metazoa; Chordata; Amphibia; Anura; Bufonidae
Gene: ERMARD
Product: ER membrane associated RNA degradation
Exons: 18
Coding region: 48-2072 (674 amino acids)
Source: RefSeq, a predicted model, not a curated record
CUGGAUCCACACCGCUUACCACUUGCCUGUCGCCAGUAGUGUACAAUAUGGUCCGUUUGCUUGGAUUUGAGGUCCAAAAUAAUGUGGACAUAAUAAGUCUCCUAGACGAGUACAAUCGAGUGUGCUGGGACCCAAUCUGUGAGAAAGUAUCCUACCUCCCCUCAGGUGAGGGACUGGACUAUGCUGAGAGUGUCAGGAAGCUGGGACCUCUCUGCGAUGCUGUUCAUACACAUUUCCUGUCAUUGUCUAAAGAGAAGUACCAGGAAGCUUUUCAUGAUUGGUUUCAGUGGACCAACAACUGUGAGGUGUUUCUUAGUACCCUCUGUUCUCUGGAAAGCCUGGAUGGGGCCAAGAUCUCACUGCAUUUAAUGAAGAUGACAUCGUGUCUAGAGCACUCUCUAGGUGAUGUAUAUUUAAUAAUUGGUAAAGAUUGUCCCUUCCUACUGAGAGAUCUUCUUGCAUCCGAUGAAUUGGCCAAAAUCUUUGGUCAAACUGUGAUGGAUGUGCUGAGGAUCUUCCUUGGCUCUCCUCAAAGUUUGAACCUCCGUAACAUCUUGUGGCAUGGAUUUGUAUCACCUCACGAGAUUCCACACAAAUAUUGCUCCAUGCUUCUGCUGUUAACCACUGGGCUGGGGCAGUUGCUGCAGUCCUGGCUUAGUAACACUGGGAUGUCUCUAGUCCAUCGACCUUACUUUGUUUUCAAGAAUCUUCAGGAAAUGGCAGUCUUUCCAGAUCUGAAUGAAGAAGUACUUUCCAUGGCUGAAAGUUUAAUUGAAAAAUCCAGGUUUGUUUUGUCUCACAUGGUACCAUUCUGGAGUGAAGCAAUUACUGCAUUCAGACAAGGCAGGUAUGCAGACUGUUCUAUAUGCUUACUACCACAGCUUGAAACGGGUCUGCGCCUGAUCUUUACCAGAGUCAAUGAAUGUCCAGAUAGGAUGCUCACAGCUGAGUCUACCAGUCUGUACACAACUUUUGAUGAGAUUUUGGCAAAGCAUUUAAGUGAUGGAUCUCAUAAUCUUUUGCCUAAUGAUUUGGGAGAAUCAGCUAUGGAGUUUCUUUGGGACAUUUUAAACCAUCAGGAGGGUCCAAGAGUGAGAGACCAUCUCAGUCAUGGAGAAAUACAGUUGUGUGAAUUUCCAAAACAAUUUGCCGUUGAGUUACUGGGGUUUUCAUUCGCACUCCUUCACAAGCAUCAUGAACAAGAUUCCUAUGACAAGGAGUGCAUUGCAGUAUUAUACCCGAUAAUUGAUGUUGUUGGAUCAUAUCAGUCCAGAUUUCAUCCAAUUGCUCUAGUUCAGAAACAGGUAUUACAAUGCUGUGAAAGCCUCCAGAAGUGGGAUCUACUUCGAUUUCCAUCUCUGUGUCAUCCCAGUGAAAAUAAGGAGAUUCAGGACAAUAUGGACCCUUCUAUGACAUUUUAUUUUGAAACAGAGCAGAUACUCUCUCUCUUACAUCUCCAAGGAAUGACCUGUUUUACCACUGAGGACUGCAGCAGCUGGCUUCAGACAGACAAGUGGUUUGUGUCUAUGACAGAGCUAUGCAGAAGAAGGAUUUCAAACCUUUUCUGUCCUCGAUUGGUCUUGGAGGCAGUAGGUGUUCUGCGUAAAGUCAGCACUCAGUGCCAUCAAGUAUCUGAUAAUAUUGUUACCACCUCACAACUAAGAUAUGAGCAGUGGCAAAACAAGACCCUACGAUCUCGUCAAAGGCAGAACUAUCAGCGAUUGUUGUGUAGCAUUAGCUCACUGUCUCCAGUUCUGCGUCUAAUUAUGACAAUAGUGAUUGUGAAUUUGCACAAUAUACACAGCAUAUCUGAAAAGACCCAUUUGGAAUACCAGAAAUAUCUGAAGCAUUUGAAAUCUCUUCUGCAGUACUCAGAAAAUAUGACAACCUGCACUAGCCCAGAGAAGAACAGAUGGGACGAAACAAUUCAGAUGACAAGUAGAAUAAUUGUAAAGAUAGAAACAUUUAUUAAAGGCAAUAAAAUUGUGACAAGAUUCAAAAUAUGGCAUAUGAUCCAGACAUUUGUAAGUCCCUAUCCAUUUCAUUGGCAAAUGAUAUCCUUGGAGAGGUGAAAGACAUGGUGUUUGAUCGUUAUAAAUAUGUUGUCCAG